Molecule: messenger RNA, 4138 nt
Organism: Penaeus monodon (black tiger shrimp)
Lineage: Eukaryota; Metazoa; Arthropoda; Malacostraca; Decapoda; Penaeidae
Exons: 16
Coding region: 92-2806 (904 amino acids)
Source: RefSeq, a predicted model, not a curated record
CCGGGGCAUGAGGAGGAGAGCGGGCAGUGGGCGCUGGGAGCGGGGCCGUUGAGGUGUGUUGUCAGUCCACAGUGUCGCCAGUACUAGCACAAUGAUGCGAGGACCAAGUUAUGACGAUGCGUACAUCACGCGAAAGAUGUCGCAGAUGCCCACCUUCAGCUCCCCCUCCUACGGACGCCCACCCAUGGGUGGCUACAUGCAGGAUCCUUACGGCUACGACUACAUGCCAAGGCAGAGAAGCCUAACAAUGGGGCCAAAGAAAAGCGAGAAGCGAGGCGCCACCAAGAAGACCCAUCGCAGCCUCAGCCCGCCCUUGCCCUACCUGUGGCCCGAGCUUGACAAUACCAAAAUGGAGCGCACUCAUUCGAAGGGUUGGUACCGCGUGGACUUCGGGCCGCAUCGUACCACGGAGACCUGGUACCUCCCCACGGUUAAGGAUAAGCUUAGGUUCCUCAUGGACAAGAGCGCUUCCGACCCCCACAAACCCCACCGGGCCAGCUCCAUGCCGGCGCCCCCGGCGAGGCCCCGGAAAAAAGUGAUCGACACCGAGUUCGAGCCGUACGCGUCCCCCAGGUUCUCCACGUACUACGCCUCGGCGGACAGCUCCGUCCCGCUGGUCUUUUACAGAACGGACCGGGCGACCUCGAGGAAGAGGCCGACCUCUUGGUCUUCGGAGGCGGUGCCUUACACGGCCCGCCUCAGGCUGACGGCGCCGACGUCGGCCAUCUCCCGAAUUCCCCGCACCAGGGCCCUCAGCCUCCCACCAGCCCGCAUAUCUUCCACCGCACGGAGCGGCUACCCUCCCAUGGGCCCCCCACCCCCGCGCAUGGCCCCCCGCAGCAUGGGCCCCUACUACGACUACGACUACGGCUACGGAGGAGGCUACGGCGCGGGCUACGGCGGGGGCUACAGCGGCUACGGAGGGAGCUACGUCCCGCCGCCAAGGAUGAGCCGCUACGACAGCUACCUGGAUGACGAGUUCUUGGAGCCGAGCACCUACGUCCCCCGCUAUCGUCCUCGCCUGCAUGACCACCUCGACGAUGCCGACUUCCGCGAAAAGAUCACCACCACCCCACAGGGCACCACCGCAACCACCACCAUCACCCCUAGGGCUGUCGACACCUCCGUCCGGGGCUAUACUCCUGGUGCCCCCGCCCCGAGAGGCCUGGAAGGCCCCGACGACAGCAUGGCCCUGGUGCCCCACCGCAGCCAGCGUCCCAGGCGGGCGCACCUCGAGUCCGGCCCGCGCCCCGAGACCGCGGUGGUGCCGGGAGGCGAGUCCGAGGGCGACCGCCACCUGGCCCGCCUGGAGCGCCGUUACCCCAGCCUUUCUGAACCGCAGAUGCUCCAGGACCACGUCGACAAGAUGCGCAUCAAGCUCAAGUCCCUGGCCUUCUCGCUCGACCCGUCCGGCCCCGUCCCCGACAUCAUCAUCCCCGAGAAGAGGAAGUCGACCGAUCCCUCCGACUCCAAGUACUCCAGGGGGCCCAGGCACCUGGCCUGUGUGGAAUUCGCGGGUGGGCAGCCCCAGUGGAAGCGAAGAGCCCGCGCGCGCUACCCUUCUGAGGACCCCGAAAACGUGACCAUGUUGGCCAAGGCCGAGUACGUGGACAAAGAGGAAGACCCUGAAAAAGAGCAGGAGAAAAUGAUCUUAAAGGAUCGACUCUCGAACCGGAUCCACAAGUUCUUCACUGAGAGUCUCGAUGCCAAGCAGUUCGACAAGUACCUCAAGACUUACCGCCAGCCGGGACCCAAACCACGCUAUUACUGGAAGCCCAAACAGUACAUUCCUGACGAGUCACUCAAGGUGAUGCCCGACUCGUCAUACCGCUCCACCGCCAAGACCGGUGCCCAGUGGGAGGAGCCAGACACAGUAUUCGGCGCUGCCUCCGACAAGAAGCCGUUCUCUAAGGUAGAGACCGGCUCCUCCUUCUUCUCCACCUAUGGUUACACCAACCGAAAGAAGGACUAUGUGGCAGAGAAGGUGCGUGAUUAUUACUACUUCGGGGACAAGGCGAAGGACACAGGCCACGUGCGCUUCAACGGAACAGCUCUCAAGCCCCUCGCCGACGGCGCCGAGGAGAUGUCCGAAGAGAAGAAGGAGCGCAGGAAGAAGAAGAAGUCGAAGGAGCGCGACGUGGUGGCCGAGCUGGAGGCGGCGCCCGCCACCCCCACCUCCACCUCCGAGCUGGAGUCGUCCUCCGUGGCCCCCGCCUCCGCCCCCGCCGAGACCAAGGCCCCUGAGGGCGACGCGGCGCCCGUGUCCGAGGAGCAGUUGGACGAUGAGAAGGAGCGCAAGAGGCUCGAGAAGAAGAAGAGGAAGGCCGAGCGUGAGGCCGCCGCCAAGGCCGCCAUGGAGGCCGAGCUGGCCGCCCUCGCCGCCGCCGAGGCCGAGCUGGCCCGCCUCGAGGCCGAGAGCAACUCUCUGAAGACGGACGCGCCCGCCGCGGUCCCCGAGGUAUCCGCCCCCGCCGAAGCGUCCGCCCCCGCCGAGGGUUCCGCCCCGGCCGAGCCCGCUGCCGAGGUGAAAAGUGAGUCCGCUGCUGAAAAAUCUGGCGAGCCUAGCAAAGCCACAAGGAAAUUGCAAUCUGCUACCAACAAGAUUCUUGCAGUUGGGGCAUUUUUUCGCUCACAUGUAACACAGAAGAAAUUAUCAGGAAAGGAAGCAGAAGACACGACCCCCGUCACCACCACCGAACCCGACGCCGGCCAAGGGGGAACUGAGGAGACUGCUGACGCUGCUGCUGGCGCUACUGCUGACGAUGCAACCACCUUUGCUACCAGGUCCGACGAGCUUCUGGAGUAGAUGUUUUCUUUGGCAAAAAAAAUCAAAUACUAUCGCCAUGACGAGCACUCCUCCGCUGUGUUAUAUCUUUUGUAAAAUGGCGAGUCUCUUUUCUUCUUGUAAAGAUCUGGAACGCCCUUUGCUCUUGCACCAUCGAAUUCUCAAAGGGUCGUGAUAUACUCAUUAAUUUAGCAAUAUAACGGUACAGAGAAGAGCAAUUAUAUUGUCUAUUAUAUUAUUUUUCUUCUGUUUUCGAAUUUCUUUUGAGAGGAAGUUUGGGUUUUGUACCUAAGACGGAUUAGCGUCACUAAAAAAUGCCUAAAUAAUGCAAGUUGAGAAGUAACACCACCUCCACAUAAAAUAUUUUAGUAUCUCCUUAAAAAGUACAGCGAGAAAAUUCUGUUACCUAUUUUCUUUGUCUGGGGGACUGUGCUAUAGUGGGCCUCCAGGGUCGCUAUGGCACUUCAGCUUCCGGCCAGUGUAGUAUUUACGUUAUUUAGUUUUGUAUUUCGUUAUUUUGAAGUGAUUUUUUUGAAUAUUGUGAAUGGAUCAAGAUUGGGUAUUGUAUCAAAGAUUAUACCAGGUUAUUUAUAACUUGAUUUGAUUGUGUUUAUUAUGUAAAUUAGCAGGCAGGAUCAGUAAACAAAAUUGUGGAAUUAGAUUAUGACGUACGAGACGGUUUAUGUUUCAAUGUAGCUUCUUCUGGCACUUUCUCACAGGGUUGUGUAUAAUGUCCGAUUCCUGAAUUCUUUACCAUAACCCAAAAAGAAGCAAACAAAAUUGCUCGCGCUUCCACGCUGCUCGCACGCAUCCCGCGCCAGAUAUUGUGAAAGCUGCACUUGAGUGGUGGUUUAGAAUUCAGGACCAUGUAUGUGUUCCCUGUGUUGCAGUAUAACGUAAGUGAUGAGUGAUUUAUGUGUGCGCAGAUACGCAACACUAUCCCGGACCUUAAAGUUUGUAAAUAAGAAAGAGAGAUUACUGGCUCACUGACGAGGCCCAGAACCCAGGUCGGAAUCCACGGAGACGAUAGUGUUGCUGCUUGUGCAAAUGCGAGUUUGUUUUGUUUUGUUUUGUUUAUUUUUUCAUCAGAAAUGGGCUGGGAAUCAUAAUAAAUGUAGUCAACUCGCACGCAGGAACUGUCAGUCCUAAAUCAUUUUCAAAAAAAUGAUAUAAGUUUGCUAGUAAUCAGCUUAUUUGAAAUAUGUUGUGAUUAGUCUUUAAAAAAAGGAAUACUUAAUCGUCGCGUUUCGAUGAUUUCAUUACUUUAAUAAUUAAUUUAUUUUGCGUCUGCGUCUACCUUCCUCCUGAUGAUUAUGUCUUGUUCACAAUAAAGAUGUUAACCACAGGGUAACU